Messenger RNA from Coniosporium apollinis CBS 100218, 840 nucleotides. Its product is annotated as 2,4-dihydroxyhept-2-ene-1,7-dioic acid aldolase. Lineage: Eukaryota; Fungi; Ascomycota; Dothideomycetes. The coding region runs from base 1 to 840 and encodes 279 amino acids. The record is from RefSeq and is a predicted model, not a curated record. The transcript has 5 exons. Gene Ontology annotation, cellular component: cytoplasm. Gene Ontology annotation, molecular function: aldehyde-lyase activity.
AUGCAAGCUGCAAACAGACUCCAGAAGGCCCUCAAGAAGGGUGGAGCUACCUUUGGAGCAUGGCAGAUGCUACCCGGGACGAACCACUCCAGGGCUAUUGCACGAAGCGGCGUCGACUGGAUAUGCGUGGAUGGUGAACAUGGCAACAUCGACGAUGGUCAAAUGCACGAGGCUGUUGCUGCUAUUGCCGCUUGUGGUGUAAGCCCGAUAGUCAGAAUCGCCGCGAACGAGGGCUGGAUGGUCAAGAGAGCCUUGGACGCCGGCGCGCACGGCGUUGUCGUCCCUUUGAUGUACACUGCAGACGACGCUCGACAACUCGUGAAGACAGCCAAGUUCCCUCCUCUCGGUGUCCGCGGAUUCGGAUCACCGUAUGCGCCGCCGGUCUUCGAUGUCACUUCUACAGAAUAUUUACAGCAAGCCAACGACAGCCUGGUUACUAUCGUGCAGAUCGAGACGAAGGAGGCGUUGCAAAACGUCGACGAGAUCGCCAAAGUACCCGGCGUUGACGUGCUCCUUAUCGGUCCGUUCGAUCUCGGAAACAACAUCGGUCAUCCCAUUCUCGACGGAACAAUGCACCAAGAGCUGAAAGACGCUAUUAUGCACAUACACGAGGCGGCUGAGAAGAACGGCAAGCGAACGGGAAUCUACUGCACGACUGGGGAGCAAUCAAGGGAGUAUGCGGACAAGGGUUUCAACAUGAUUUCAAUCGCCGCAGACAUGAUAGCCAUUCCCACUUACUUUGCCCAGACCCUGGCAACUGCGAAGGGCAGCCUGGCGCAUUCAGCAGUUCAGUUCGCCAAAGGUGGAAUAGCGAAGAUGACCGGCCCGUACGGUCGGUAA